UGCUUUUCCUCCCUGUUAUUCCUCUUCAUUACUAUACAUCUACCUCCUAAUUAUACAUACGUCCGCUCCUUCAUCCUCACCCUCCUCUCUCACAGCCCAACCAUGGCGGAGCCCUCCAAUUCCGCCGCGGCGUCAGGCCCAACCCCAUCCGCGGCCCCGGCCAGCGCUCCCAAACCCCCAAACCCGGCCUUCAAGAUGCUCGGAAUGCCCAACCUCCGCUUCAAACUCCCUUCCCGGAACUGGAUGAUCUUCUUCACCAUCACCGGCUCCUUCACUGCGGCUCUCAUGUACGACCGCAAAGAGAAACGCCGCGCGCAGCAGAAAUGGUGCGAUCUCGUCGCCCACCUCUCGAAAGAGUCGCUGCCCGUCGAACAAAUGCGCCGCAAGAUCACCGUCUUUCUGUCCGCGCCCCCAGGCGACGGCCUGCGCAGCGCCCGCGAGCACUUCAAGGAAUACGUGAAGCCGAUCCUCGUCGCCGCAGCACUAGACUACCAGGUCAUCGAAGGUAGAAGGGAAGGUGACAUUCGGGCUGCAUUUGCGGAGCGUAUCCGCAAAUCCCGGCGGAAGGCGGGAGAGCCCAGCACGGUGGUGGAAGAGACCAGCACCGAGGAUGUUGUCACCAACGCGAGGAUACAGAUCGGAGUCACGGACGAGCCCGGCCCCAAGGGAGAUCUCGUCAUUGGCCGUCACACCUGGAAGGAGUAUAUCCGUGGUCUGCAUGAGGGAUGGCUAGGCCCCCUCGAUCCUCCGCCACCGCCUCCUCCCGCAGAGGAAUUCUCCUCCCCCGACACAGGCAUUUCCGCCGACGGCAGCCCCAUCACCGAGGAGCCCAAGACGGAAGACACCAAGACGGAAGACACCGCGUCUGAAGAGAAGAAGAAGGAAGAAGAGGAGAAAAAGAAGCCCGCCAAGCCCGUCGGACCAACCCCCGCCUACCUGUCUACGACCGACUACUCCUCGCAACCCCUCCCCCCGACCUUCCCUCAAACGCUCGACGGCUCCGUCCCCAUCCCCCUCCCCCACCUCCUGGGCUUCCUGAACACCCCCAUCCGACUCUACCGGUACCUCAACCAGCGGCACGUAGCCGAGAACGUCGGCCGCGACGUCGCCGGCAUGGUCCUCGCCUCCUACAGCCGUCCUUACCACGAGGGGUCCAUUUCCGAAUUCACCGCCGACGACUCCUCCCCCACCUCUACCUCCCCCUCCGACGACCAGACACCAAGCAGCGCCACAUAUGAACAACAAACCGUCCUCGAAGCCGAAGAACCCGAAUGGCACAAGUCCGUCCACAAGAAGGACGAAUCCAACCCCGACAGGGAGCGCGAAUGGCUGAACGACAUCGUCCUCGACCCCCGCUUCGCCUCGCGUAUGCACCGCUACGCUCUUUCCCCGGAGGAAGAGGCGCGUGCGCAGCGCAUCACCGAAGGCCAGGAGUACAUCCUGGGCGAGGAGCGGCCCGCCCCCGUCCCGUUCUGGCAACAUAUGUGGAUUAAGUACGGUUACGGCGAGGACGCGGAGACCUUGAAGAGGAAGCCCAUCCUCGGUAACAUUGACGGUGAGGAUGAUGUGUGAGGAUGAGAAAGAAAAGUUAUAGCAUAGAUAGAUUCGCCCUUUAGAUAUUUCCAAGUCAUCGUUGGGAAGAGGGGGGUAUAUAGACAUUGAUUGUUCGAUGGAUUGUUCGGUCUUUGUGCAUCUUGUCUUGUUUGUUGUCGGGGUUUGAUAUGACUGACUGACUAUUUAUUGCAUGGGAAAUGUCUCUGCCUAUCUAUUCUCUGUCUAUCUGUAUUGUACUAACUACCUACCAUCUCCUGUUCAUUGUAUAUUAGUCAAAUCCAGGUUACUUACCUACUCUUGGGUUG
Aspergillus heteromorphus CBS 117.55 is the source of this 1859-nucleotide messenger RNA. RefSeq names its product Tim22-complex subunit TIM54. The record is from RefSeq and is a predicted model, not a curated record. Gene Ontology annotation, biological process: sphingosine biosynthetic process. The transcript is spliced from 2 exons. Bases 103 to 1572 code for a protein of 489 amino acids. Gene Ontology annotation, cellular component: cytoplasm; intracellular membrane-bounded organelle; membrane. NCBI's taxonomy places the organism in Eukaryota, Fungi, Ascomycota, Eurotiomycetes, Eurotiales, Aspergillaceae.